This is a messenger RNA of Colletotrichum orchidophilum, 381 nucleotides long. RefSeq lists its product as uncharacterized. Lineage: Eukaryota; Fungi; Ascomycota; Sordariomycetes; Glomerellales; Glomerellaceae. The transcript has a single exon. Bases 1 to 381 code for a protein of 126 amino acids. The record is from RefSeq and is a predicted model, not a curated record.
AUGAAUUCACUAAACCCCGAGAGGGAAAAAGUACUUCAGAAACGCUCAAAAAGAGAAACUACAAAUGGUCGGUAUCCCAUAGUCAGCGCCGGCAUCAGAUCCGUGCUGGCUUCACUCGUCGGCCCUUUCCGUAGCUCUGAGCUAUCUUCAGAGCCAAAACCUACCGUAAAAGCCAAGCGCCACCGCGAUAUCAGUGCAGAACCGACUCGACUCAGCAUCACGGGAGGCCAGCCUGACGCCGCGACUGACGUCAGAGGGACGUCAAAGGGGCCUGUAAUCUCUACGACAACUAUAACCAGGCCCGCCAUGGGCUCUGUCAUGUCAGCUCUCGACGAAGAAGUUAGACAGUACGAGACACGAAAGGACCAGACGUCAUCCUGA